AAAGGGACGGAGAUAUUGGUAUUUUGAGGGGGAAAAAGUUGAGUUUUGAGGAGUUCAUUUGGUGGCCAUGGAUCCAACAUGCUCUUCUGAGAGUAUUUAUAACCUCAUACCCAGUGACUGGAAGGAGCCUCCCCAGCCUCCUAGGUACAUAUCAACCUUUAAGACAGCUGUAAAAGAGGACAUGCAAAAAUUUAAAACUGCAAUGAAAACUAUGGGACCACCAAAAAUUGAAGUACCUUCUCCAAAGGAUUUCCUGAAGAAACAUUCAAAGGAAAAAACUCUACCACCCAAAAAAACGUUUGAGCGGGAUAAGCCCAAAAAGCCUCCUGUGCCACUGAGGACUGAUCAUCCAAUCAUGGGAGUACAGAGUGAAAAAAAUUUCAUUAAUACAAAUGCAGCCGAUGUCAUUAUGGGAGUGGCUAAAAAGCCUAAACCAAUUUAUGUUGACAAAAGAACUGGAGACAAGCAUGAUCUUGAAACUUCUGGACUAGUGCCAAAGUACAUCAAUAAAAAGGAUUAUGGUGUCACGCCUAAAUAUAUAUGUAAGCGAAAUGAGGAAGUAAAAAAUGCCCAGGAAGAGUAUGAUAACUAUAUCCAGGAAAGCCUUAGGAAAGCAGCUAUGAAAAGGCUGUCUGAUGAAGAAAGGGAAGCAGUGCUGCAGGGUCUGAAAAAGAACUGGGAAGAGGUACAUAAAGAGUUCCAGUCCCUCUCAGUCUUCAUUGAUUCCUUACCAAAGAAGAUCCGCAAGCAGAGGCUGGAAGAAGAAAUGAAGCAACUGGAACAUGACAUUGGUGUGAUUGAAAAGCACAAAAUUAUUUAUAUCGCCAAUAAGUAAUAAUGGGUUUUUAAAGUAUAGUCAUUUUAAUAUAGGAAAGAAAACAUGGAAAACAUACAAAUGAAACUAAGUUUUUCAAAGAGGAAAACACUAUGAAGAGAAUAAAAACCCUCUUUACCAAAAUGCUUAGGAAAUGUCUGAAAAUUAAUUGGAUUUUUUCUUACACAAGAAAUUUUUUUUUUUUAACAGUUUCAGGUUUUUUGCCUAUAAACUAAUUCAAGUUUGAUGUUAUCUGUUCCAGUUCCAUAGUGUGUUAUUAUUAUGUACCUGUUUCACAUAAACAUUAAUUUCUGAGCCCUGAAAAAUAAAGUCAGCACUCAGAACUUACAUUUUUUUCUACACUACUCAAUUCAAGGAACACAUUAAAAAUUGUUAAGUAUUUUGAAUUGGAAAUAGUGGUGUAUGCUUUCUUACUACAUAUUGUUUUCUACAUAUUGUUUCAGAGCUCCACAAACUUAAAAUCUUAUAUUCUCUGGUAACUUCUGUCAUUUGCAGAUAUUCCCCAACUCUAAAUAUUUUCAAUAUCCACAAUGCUAUGUAUGCUGAAAGGCUUAUAUUUGGAGGAAGAAAUAUUAAGAAGAUAACAUAAAAUCAAGGAGACAACUUAUAAAAUACACCAUUACAGAGAAUAGCCUCCUUCCUAACUUCCAACUGUAAAAAACUUUGCUACUCUAGCUGGUGGAGGGAGUUGGAGGGGGUUAUAGGCAGGAAAAAUAGUAAACAAAGAAACAAAAACAGAAAACCAAGUUUGCUACUCUAGGUGCCUUAUUCUAUAAUUCACUAUAUGUAUUUCACUAGAAUGAGAUGUUACUUUUUCUUUUUGGCCCUUCCAAUCUAUGAACAUAGGAUGUAUUUCCAUU
Miniopterus natalensis is the source of this 1695-nucleotide messenger RNA. RefSeq names its product enkurin, TRPC channel interacting protein (gene ENKUR). Gene Ontology annotation, cellular component: axonemal microtubule; acrosomal vesicle. Gene Ontology annotation, molecular function: calmodulin binding. NCBI's taxonomy places the organism in Eukaryota, Metazoa, Chordata, Mammalia, Chiroptera, Miniopteridae. The record is from RefSeq and is a predicted model, not a curated record.